CCGAUAGAUCGUCACCAGAGUCAGAGCAGCACAGACAGCUGGAACCAGCCAACACUUUACACAACAAACCUGCUCAGAGGCUCCCUGAGAAGUCACACGUUAGUUUGCUCGGACAACUCUUAAACAGUUGGAUCUUAUGGCUGAGAGUGAGGAUAUAUUUCUCAGGGCGAAACAUCGGACUUUCAGCGGACUAACUGAAGAUGCGGAGCGCGAGUGGACGGGACCAUUUUACUUCAUCCAGGCCGCGGACCCCCAGCUCGGGCUGAUGAAGGCCUGGAGAGACGGCGACUGCGACGGUGGAGGGGACGAAUGGGCCGAGGAGGUGGAGCUCACCAAGCAGGCCGUGCAGGCCGUCAACCAGCUCCGACCCAGGCCGAGGUUCAUGGUGCUGUGUGGCGACCUGGUCCAUGCCAUGCCUGACACCCCGUUCAGAGAAGGUCAGGAGCGAGACCUGAAGGCGGCCUUGACGGGGACAGAUCCCUCCAUCCCGCUGGUGUUUGUCAGUGGAAACCAUGACCUGGGCAACACCCCCACCCCCAGGACACUGGAGCAGUACUGCACUGCUUGGGGGAACGACUAUUUUAGCUUCUGGGUGGGUGGAGUCCUCUGCCUGGUUCUGAACUCCCAGUUGUUCUACGACGCCUCGGCCUGCCCUCAGCUGAAGGAGGCCCAGGAGACGUGGCUGGAGGAGCAGCUGAGCAGAGCCUCCUCCUCAACGGAACCCAAACCCAAACACGUCCUGGUGUUCCAGCACAUUCCUCUGUACCUGAAGAAGCCCGAUGAGGAGGACGACUACUUCAACCUGCAGAGGGAGGUCAGACAAGACCUGCUGGAAAGGUUCAAGAAGGCAGGGGUAAAGGCGGUGUUCUCCGGGCACUAUCACCGAAACGCCGGCGGUCGCCACGACGGCCUCGACAUGGUCGUGAGCUCGGCCAUCGGGUGCCAGCUCGGCGAGGACACCCACGGCCUCAGGGUGGUGGUCGUGACCGCCGACGACAUCGUCCACCGCUACCUCAGCCUGGAGCAGCUGAGCGCGCGGGGCGUGGACGACGACCUCCGGAAGCUGCUGCAGGUCUGAAGGCCGGACGACGGAAAACCAGGAAAAGUUGGAGGUUUCUUUUGUGAUUUGUUUUUGUUUUGAUUUUAUAGUUUUGAGCGCCGGUUCUUAGAGGCACACAUGAAGGUUAUUGUGGAAACAAAUCGUUUGAAGAUUUAAAUUGAGGCGUGUGUAUGUUGGAUCAGAAAUAAGACGAUGGCAGCGAGUUUAAAGGGAAACUUCUGGAUCUGAAAUCUCCCGAUCGUCAAAAUCUGCUAAAUAUUCUGCCAUGACAGGGAAAAUACUUCAAAUCACACUGAGGUACAACGCAACAAACUCUCACUCUCGUUUCCAGAGUCAAACUCUCGCGAGAUUUCAGAACGAGACUUGGUUAGACGCAAUAAGAAACAGAUAAAACAGUUUCUCUGUUGUCAGACACUUAAUAACAAUCUGAGCCGUCAGUGGGAAAGAUGGGGAAAUAAAAUAAUAAUAAAAAAUAUCUGAGUUUCCCUUUAAACCAACGAUGAUGCAACUACAUGUUAUAAAAUGUUCAGAAUUACAGCGGAACUGUCCUUUAAUGAUCCUACAAGAUCCAGCUGUUGCAGCUGUUUCUACUCGUUGCAGCUGCCUUGUUAUCCUAUGCAAACCAUUUACAUCACUGUGUGUGUGUGUGUGUGUGUGUGUGUGUGUGUGUGUGUGUGUGUGUGUGUGUGUGUUUUAUGUUAAACGGGGGACGAUGUUUAAGAUGUGGGACUGACCUCUGAUCAGACUUUGAGCUGUGUGUUUAUAGCCCCUAAAAGAUCUUCUAGAUAUUAUUUUAUUACAUGUUGGUUUGAGGGAUUAUUCUAAAUCUGUAUUAAUUAUAAUCAAAAUGAGUUCCGGUUGAUGAAGAAGAAUUUCCACGGGUGACACCAUGUGGGAAUAUUUAAAACUGAUAUACUUUAUUAAAAAUAAAGCUCAAUUUGUCAGAGCUAACCUCCCUGACAAAUACCCCCCCCCCCCCCGUCCUUGGUUUGCCAGUUAUACGGUUUACUGUGAAGCAGCAGCCGUAGGAAAUGUUCACUUUGCAUUAACAAUAACUUAAAUUACAGCACUGCUGAUUUUAAAGCCAGCAGCAGGAAUGUCGGACCCCGCCACUCACAAUGACAUCUGUCACGUAAAGUGAUUCCUGAAUAAUAACACAUUAAAAGGCGAUUGCAACAAAAAAAGACGGGUCCAUAAAUAAUCUAAAAAAUGAUAAUAAUAAAUGAAUAUCUGUUGCAAUAUCCAUGUGGUUUCUUCCAGCUCGCGGUCCUGUUUAUGAACGUGCAGAUCAAACUGAAUGGUUUUCCCUGACUGAUGUUUUGUUGAUGAAAACAUUUCAUCACUGGACCAAAGAUUAAAUCUCUGAUGCAGCGCGUAACGUUUAAAUCACGCCUAAUCACUUUAAUUAGUCGGGAUCCUUGAUGUGAAUGAGGUGUGUUGUUGAAUGCCAAACUAAAAGAGUGGAGUCCGGCUGACGCUGACGGGGUUAAUGGGAUUAAUGGGAUCAGUAUUUCCUGAAUGGGAGAGUUGAGACUCACCGUCCUGAACGUGUCUUUAAAACGGACAUUACUGCAAGAAAACCACUUUCUCUGUGAGCCCUAAAUGACUCUACUCGAUUACACACACACACACACACACACACACACACACACACACACACACACACACACACACACACACAGACUCUCAUAGUUGCCCCUGGCCGACUGAGAAUUUAAGAGUGUUGUCAUGGCAACCUUUUAGUAACACAUCUGUGUGAGUCUGUGUGUGUGUGUGUGUGUGUGUGUGUCCGUGGUCUGUAGGUGAUUUUCCAUCAGCGGUGUGAUCGCUGACCUCAUUUCACACUGAGACGGUUUCUGUCUCUUUUCCAAAAAGUCAGCAUGUGAUGAGGGGGGGGGAGGGGGGGGGGGGGUCUGAGAGGAAUGGAUAAUGAGUGUGAUGUGUGAAAGAAAGACGACUCAGUCCAUCUCCUUCAUUUCCUGUCUUGAGAAGGAACCUUAUGUCCUUAUCUAUUUUUAUAUCCUCACGGUGGCCGAACUCACUCACAUCGUUCUUUAUCUUUCUUUGUGUGUGAAUUUUGUUUUUGCUCCACGAACGCUCUUUGACUUGUUCCCCUGUUGACUUCUAAAGAAUGACAAUACUGGACACCAUGACUGUGACAUGAUCGGUUGUAUUUUUGUAUAAUAAAUGUUGAUUUUAUCUAAUGA
Molecule: messenger RNA, 3267 nt
Organism: Cottoperca gobio
Lineage: Eukaryota; Metazoa; Chordata; Actinopteri; Perciformes; Bovichtidae
Gene: cpped1
Product: calcineurin-like phosphoesterase domain containing 1
Exons: 6
Coding region: 137-1078 (313 amino acids)
Molecular function (GO): hydrolase activity
Source: RefSeq, a predicted model, not a curated record